AUGACCCUGUCGCCGCAGCCUGGCUCGGCGGAGAAGGCUAUUCGAAAGCUUGAUAUUGCCCAGGUUUCACUCAGUCUACAGGACCGAUUGGGCCUGGCCAAGCUCAAGUAUCAGCAUGGCCGAAUCCAUGGGUUGAUGCCCACCAUGCCCGCUAUGGACAGCAGUGAUAAGCCCUCCGACUCCUCGUCCGACUUCUCUCGCAGCCGUUGCGAGACUCCCAUGACCUCCCCUUCCCUCCGAGCCGCAACCUAUUCCAGAGAGCUCCCUCGAUCAGCUCGCAACAAGCAUGCCGUGACCUUCAAUUCCCGUGUCAUGCAGCCAAUGCUAUCGGCCAGCCGCAAACGUGUCCGGUCUGAUUCAGAUACUGAGCGUCCGGCCAAGGCAGCUCGAGUGUCGUGGAAGAGCUCUCACCACCUACCUGCGUCUUCUCCGGGCCUUAAUCGCCAUAUGACAACCCGCCGAAACCCGGCCCCUUUCAUGUCCGAGGCCACAAUCCCGGAAUUGUCCUCUCCUGCAUAUCAUGCUCCCUCUGAUGAGGAGAAUGAUCCCGAUCUGCCACUACACAGCUUCAACCAUGUGAGCUCCAUGGUGGGCUCCUCGCCGCCUCGGACUCCGCCUCCCAAGCAUGCCCGUCUGCCCCGGGCUGACCGUCCCUCGCAGCACGAGGACGGUGCAGACCUGCUUCUAUACCUGGCCAAUUCGCCUACGCCUGCCCGUGUGGCCGCAGGCUCGCAGCAUGCGUUCCCGCCGUCUACUCCUCCAAGCCAGCAUGCUGUCCUGCCAACACUCACUCCUAACCUGGGAACUCCGGGUCAGCAGUUCAACUUUGCUGAUUUCGUGAACGUAACCCCCAGUCCGGCUCAGCCUGCUUGGGGUGGCCGUACUCCUGGCAACCCAGGUCGCACUCCUCUCGCUACCAAAGAUGCCCGCAAGCGAUUGAACUUUGAUGCCCUCGUUCCACCCAGUACCUCGAGUCCCCACCUCCGAGGGAAGGAGACCGGACUGGCUUUGCAGCUUGGUGGCGAGCUACGGCCUUAG
Molecule: messenger RNA, 1038 nt
Organism: Penicillium subrubescens
Lineage: Eukaryota; Fungi; Ascomycota; Eurotiomycetes; Eurotiales; Aspergillaceae
Exons: 2
Coding region: 1-1038 (345 amino acids)
Source: RefSeq, a predicted model, not a curated record